GUUAGGAACUUGAAGUUAAAUUUUGGUCAAGGGGGGUCGAGAAGCUGUCGUUAACCGGAGAGAUUUCUAAUAAUAUUGUGAAUAAAAAUGUUUAAACUAGCUCGUCGGCUUCUUCCCCAGCAGCGGAUAUUCUCAACUCCGCUGCGUCUUCAACGUCUUAUCUCCACCAGCGACGAAGUCAACUCGGAGCCUAUUAUCAAAUCUAUGGAAACGAUUGGCGGCCUGUCCACGGAACUUGUCAACGAGCAGAAGUUGAAAAAGACCAGCAGAACAUUAUCAACGCUUCAAAAUCACUCCGUUCCAAUUGCGGCUCGCGUCACAGUGUCAAAAGAUGAAAGUCGCGACUUUAUGGCUGUGUUUCCUGAUCUUGUACGUGACAUCACUACCGUGACGAAGACCCAUAAUUGCAAUGAUGCCGCUAAGUGGUUUGCCCAGGUGCUGCAAUACAAUGUACCGCGGGGCAAAAAGAAUCGCGGCAUACUCACAGUGCUCACCUACAAGAAUCUGGUGGCAGCCGAAGAUUUGACCCCAGAGAAUAUAAAGCUAGCCCAGUACCUGGGAUGGUGUGUGGAAAUGCUCCAGAGCUUCUUCAUAAUCUCUGACGACGUGAUGGACAACAGCACAACACGACGCGGCCAGCCGUGCUGGCACAAGGUUGAGAACGUUGGCUUGACAGCCAUCAAUGACGCUCUAAUGAUUGAGAAUGCCAUGUAUGCCAUUUUGAAGAUGCAUUUCAGCCACCUGGACUGCUAUGUGGCGCUCAUGGAGCUCUUCCAUGAGAUUACCUACAUAACAACUUGUGGCCAGUCAUUAGAUCAGCUCAACUCCAAUCGAAGUGUUUCCGAGUUCACUAUGGACAAUUACAAAUCAAUUGUGGACAACAAAACUGCCUACUAUUCAUUCUAUCUGCCCUUUGCUGUUGCCUUACACUUGGCUGGAUAUAAGGACGCCGAAGCCUUCCGCCAAUCAAAGACCAUCCUCUUGGAAAUGGGUCACUUUUUCCAAGUUCAAGACGAUUUUCUUGACUGCUUCGGGAACCCGGAGGUGACUGGCAAAAUUGGCACCGACAUACAGGACAACAAAUGCUCCUGGCUAGCCGUGGUGGCCAUGCAGCGAGCUAAUGCCGAGCAAAAGAAAAUCAUGAUCGAUUGCUAUGGAAACGAGGAUCCAGUCAAGGUGGAGCGGGUUAAGGAACUUUACAAGGAACUCGGCUUGCCCACUACUUUUGCCACAUUCGAAGAGGAGUCGUACAACAUGAUUAAAACACACAUACAACAAACAUCGCGCGGUGUUCCCCACCAAACUUUCCUGCAAAUCCUCAACAAAAUCUACCAGCGAGACUCCUAAACUAUUCAGAUCUAUCAAAUUUUGAGACGAGAACGUUUUUACUUAAAUUAUAGCUUUAGAAUUUAUACAAGGGAUGCGUCUGAAUUGUUUAAGCAAUUAUAACCGAAAUUAUAACUUUAUCAUA
Messenger RNA from Drosophila obscura, 1471 nucleotides. RefSeq names its product farnesyl pyrophosphate synthase (gene Fpps). Lineage: Eukaryota; Metazoa; Arthropoda; Insecta; Diptera; Drosophilidae. Gene Ontology annotation, molecular function: (2E,6E)-farnesyl diphosphate synthase activity; dimethylallyltranstransferase activity. Gene Ontology annotation, biological process: trans, trans-farnesyl diphosphate biosynthetic process. The record is from RefSeq and is a predicted model, not a curated record. The transcript has 6 exons. The coding region runs from base 88 to 1347 and encodes 419 amino acids. Gene Ontology annotation, cellular component: cytoplasm.